Messenger RNA from Linum tenue, 1686 nucleotides. Lineage: Eukaryota; Viridiplantae; Streptophyta; Magnoliopsida; Malpighiales; Linaceae. The record is from the annotation of a GenBank genome assembly.
AUGCAUUUAGGAUCAGAUGCAUUUGUUGGGAUGGAUCGUCUUAGAUUUCUUAAAUUCUCUCAACCGAUACAUCCAUGCAAAAUCCAUCUGCCAGACAGUGGUCUGGACUUGCUUCCCCCCGAGUUAAGGAUGUUGUGGUGGGAUGGAUAUCCUUCAAAAAGUCUCCCAUCAAAAUUCUCUCCCCACAACCUCGUUGAACUUCGUAUUCGACACAGCCCUCUAGUGCAAACUUGGGAUGGAGUUCUGGUACGUAAAUUUGUGAACCUAAGGUGGUUCGACUUAUCAUAUUGCGCAAAUCUUGCAAUCGUCCCAGAUCUGUCGAAGGCCACACAUCUGGAGUCACUCAAACUUACGGGAUGCAAAAGCAUAGUUGAGCUGCCUGCCUUCGUUGAAUACCUUGACAAGUUAGUCUUAUUAGACCUAGGGUAUUGUGAAAACCUCGAGAUCCUCCCGCAAAAACUUGGCUCCAAACAACUCAAGCACAUCAUCCUCUACAAUUGUAGGAAGAUCAACCAAUGUCCACAGUUUGCCAGCAAAUGGGAAACCUUAGACUUGCAUGGCACCCCGGUUACAACAUUGCCCGCUGCAAUCCACAGGGUUAAAGAAGCCCGAAAGCUUUACCUUCAUGGUAAAAACAUCACCAAUUUCCCGGAGUUCUCUACAAAGAUAAAGGAGUUUCGUUUGUGUCACACGUUAAUAGAAAAAAUGCCACCAGAACAUUGCAAAUAUCUUGAUUCCCUCCCUAGGUUUGCUCAACUAGUGCUCAUUGAAAAUUCGAAGCUAGGUGUUCUCUCUAGAACCAUAUGGAAGUUGGUCUCGAGCAAGCUCAUCAUUGUUGGUUCUCCCAUGCUCGAAACACUCCCAGAGCUUAUACAAGAAUUGGACCAACUUCGUACGUUGGACGUGUCUCAUUGCAAGAGUUUAGAGUCCAUUCCGAGUGGCAUUAGUAGACUUCAGAAGCUAGCCCAAAUUUACUUGGUGGGCUGCGAGAGCAUUCGCUCUUUACCUCAACUUCCAGAGAAUGUGAAGACUUUAGCAGCAGGGUGUUGCACGUCUUUACAAGCUGUUUCGAGCAACAACUUCGGGAAGCUUCGUUUUCGCCACCUCAGCUUCGUGAGUUGUCUCCAACUGGACCACAAGUUGCUUGGUCGGUUGCUGGCCAAAUUGCCACUUCAUGAUGUCUUAUAUCCCGGGAGUGAAAUUCCAGAAUGGUUUCCUUAUAAGAAGAUGGGAGAUUCGGUAACAGUUCCUUUGCCGAGAAACUGCAGGCGACUGAAGGGAAUUGCGUUGGCAAUCGUGUAUUCUGUACGACCGUCCAGCAAGAAUGCCGCCAAACAGACGACGGACAUGCAUAUACACAUGAAAUGUGCAUGUUUCUCCAACUCUGAUGGUGGCCACGACGAUAGCUCUAGUGCCGCUGUAACUUCAUGGAAUAUUUGUAUGAGCGAUUUGCAUGACUCUGUCUCUACAGAUCAUGUCUUUCUGUUUGUUGCUCAUAAACCUGAGGCCACUCCAUCAUCUGUACAGAAUGGAGAUCAGGAAGAAGAAGAAGCUUGGUAUGUGAAAUACUCUGGGCUUGAUGUUACAUUUCGAUUCUGCAUUCAUGCGAAACAUGAAGAUGUAAAGCAUUGCAAAAUCAAGCAAUGUGGUGUGUCACUAACUUUUCAUAGUUUUGGGAAUCUUUGA